Messenger RNA from Archocentrus centrarchus (flier cichlid), 7702 nucleotides. RefSeq names its product zinc finger protein 365 (gene znf365). Gene Ontology annotation, biological process: regulation of DNA strand resection involved in replication fork processing; regulation of neuron projection development; regulation of double-strand break repair via homologous recombination. Bases 285 to 1700 code for a protein of 471 amino acids. The record is from RefSeq and is a predicted model, not a curated record. NCBI's taxonomy places the organism in Eukaryota, Metazoa, Chordata, Actinopteri, Cichliformes, Cichlidae. The transcript is spliced from 7 exons.
UGUGGCGGUCAGCGGCGCUGCUAGCUUGCCGGCUGGUCCUCCGUGUCCUGAAUGAAUGACAUCAUGCGGGCUGCUGAGUGCGUCGGGCUGCCAGCUGACUCCUUCAGACAGUAACGGCCACCUGGGAGGUUCAUCUGAAGCCAGCCGUUAACGCUGCGCGCGAGAAGGUCAGAAGGAGCUUCACUGCGUCCUUGUGGAUCCAGAGAAAGCAGCUGAUAGGGUGCUGAGAGAGAACCUGUGUUACUGCAUGAGGAAGUCAGGAGUGGCAGACAAGGUGUAAAGUGAUGCAGCAGAAGCUGUGUUCCAGAGGUUCUGGAUCCUUCCUCUUAGAAAGAAAUGGCCAGGCCUGCGGUGCGAUUGUGGACUCAGUCACUCCGUGUGACCUUCCUUUCCGCUGCCCCCGCUGUGGCGAACAGGAGCGUUUCCGCAGUUUGGCUUCGCUUCGUGCCCACCUGGAGUACCGCCACUCGUACCGCUCGCCAGACAUGAUCACUGGCGGUUUCAGCAUCACCGGUAAGCUCCCCGACCCGCUGACGGCGGCCAUCCCGUGGCACGACAUGAGCCUCCCGACCCGCAGGGGGCAGCAGGGCGCAGGGAGGCCGCCUCAUGCCCGCUCCCUCAGUGACAGCAGAGACAGCGGAUACCUCCAUUCCUAUGGCUCUGCGAGGAGGCGCACGCAGAGCGUCGGGGUAGGGACGCAGGCGGAGGAGGAUGAGGAGGACGAGGAAGUUGAAGGUGGGACAGAAGAUGAAGAUGUAGGAGAAGAAGAAGACGAGGAGGACGAUGAUGAAGAGAGAAAUGGAAGUAGAAAUGAGGAGGAUUUGAAAACAUCCUCCCAAAAGUCAGACCACCACCACCACAUCAAUCACCACCAUCUCCUGUUCCCACCUCCGGCUCCUCUUGGCCUCCCACUGGACCCGGGCCUGGAACUGGAUCUGACUGAGCAGAACUCGUACUCGGGUUUGGAGACGGCGGCAGCCUCGGCCGCGGUGCGGCAGCGGCUGGCCAGCAUCCUCCGGGCAGCUGAUAGCACCAUGCAGCGCCGGCUGGCUAAGGUCAGCACCGAGCUGGCUCAGACCGACACGGAGCUCCUGUGUGAGCGCGCUCACUCGCAGCAUCUGGCCCAGGAGAGGCAGGAAGUUGCAGACAGGGAGAGGUCACUGAGCCGGCAGGUGGAUGUGGCUGUCAUGGUGAUUGCCGCACUGAGAGAGCAGCUGAACGCCUCAGAGAACGAGCUGGAGCGACGAGAGAGGGAGGUGUUAACCAUCCAGAAGUUUCUGGAGGCGGCAGUUCGCCAGGAGACGUGCGGCAAAGUUCGAAUCCAGCGCUUCAUCGAGAAUCUGUUGAGGCGUAUCGCUCUGGCCGAGAGGCUGGUGGAGUAUUACCAGGUCAACGGUAGCCCGUCACAGUGCAACCACUACAAGCAGCACCAGCAGAAAACUGAUAACGGCCCUCACAGAAUCACCAAAAGCAGGUCAGCAGGAGGUCAGCUGUCCUCGUCUGGUCUCGCUGAGAGCAGAACUCAGUCCUCUUCCCAGUUCAGCGGACAUCCUCCAUCCUCCAAACCAGGCGGAGAUCGAGAUCGAGAGCGGGAACACCGGGAGCGCCUGGCCCAGUCGUCCCGGCUAUUCUGUCGGCCUGAACACAGAGACGACAUCUGGAACCAUCAGCGGCGCCGGUCCACCGGGUACGAGGCCUAGACCAGCAGAGAAAAACCAGGGAGAGGGGUGUCAGGGGUCAAAACUUUAUUACACAAUGGCUUCAUUCCGGUAUGUUAACCUAUGGAAAAGUACUACAUGGUCCCAUUCCUGUCAGCCACCUUUUACUCCACUUCAGUUAUCCUGAAGGUGGAUUCAUUAGUCUGACUGGAGCUUACAAACUCACAGGGGUGUUUCUGAAACAACACUUUUAAUGUGUUUGAAGGUAAAGAAGAGGAAAAGUGAAGUAUUUAAUUUCUAAACAUUAGUAGGUUUGGCAUGGGAAUUUUUUGCAUCAUUGCAAAUUUAGAACAACUUUUCUGAAUUUAUUUUUCAGGAUAUUAAACCAGUUAUUGGUAAAAGAAUGUAAAUUUUUUUUAUAUUAAAAGAAGGAAUUUUUUUUGUGCCUGAUUGGCAAUGUAUGUAUAAUAUGUAAAAUUAGUUACAUAUUAUAUACAAAUUUUUUUACAAAUAUUGCUUCCCUAGCUGAAAACUCGAUAAAUGAGCUGUCGUCUCCAGUAACAAAUUACAGGCAAAAAUGGAGGGAAAACUAUUUAUAAAAGGUGGGCGUGGCUUCCAGGUCUGAAGUGAAGCCAGUGCAGUGCCUUAAACUUGCAUUAUUUUUCAUUGCCAGCAGGGGGCGAAGUCUGGUUGCAAAAGGAAGUCUUAAGAGAAAAAAAAAUGCUUCUGCUCGCUUGGAUUAUGACCUCCGUUAAACAAUUUAAUGCUGAGUUUAUUGUCUCAGUUGCUAGUUUCAAGUCUUCUUGAGUAAAUAUGUUUAUUCUAAAAGGAUGAUAGUGUGGACUGACCUUGUUAGUAUUAUUAAGUCCCCUACAAAUACACAUGCAGUGUCCUCAGAGUUGGUUUCAAAACGCCAGGAUGGCAGCGUUGAAACUGGUCAGGUCCAAGCUUUGUUGACCAAUGGGUGGCUAAAUCCAGCUUUUACAUAGAACCUUACCAUGCCUGCUAACAGGGUUAACAACAUAAAGCAAUAACAACUACAACUCCAUGAACUCUUUGGCAUCAGGUACAUUCCAGUUUGAAUUGCCAGCAUUGUGUUAUUGUAUUUUUGGUACUUUUCCAUAGAUUAUUAAACUGGAGGGGAUCAUUGUAAAGUGUUAGACUUGGUUAUUUUUCAUUUGGAUGUAUGAGUGGGUAAACCUUUGAUAUUUAAACAUAGAAUUGAAUGACAGCUUUCUGUUUUUUGUGGAAUUUGUCAGCACAAAUCUUAAAGUCUGGUAAAGUAGAAUAGGUAAUUUUAUUUUCAGGUUUAAAGGUAUGUUUUGUAUUCAUCUGUUGAUUUAAGGUUUAAUAACAGUCUAAUGACAGAAAUUAGUUGUUGAAUCUGAUGACACGUCCUCUCCUCUGGUUAGACCUUCACAUCCUGGCCUGGUUCGCUCAAAAACUCCUGAUCAGUCCAGUUAUUGUAUCUCCGUCCGUGCUUUCAAAGCCAAAUCACCUGGGAUAAUCUUGAUAGUUUAAGAUUUUUUUAAAUCUUGUCAUUGUCCAGUCUCAGCUUAACAAUCCAUAAUGAAUGAAACUUUUGAUUUUUGCUGAAGUGGUGUACUCUUAGUUUUACAAGAGAGUCUAGUUCCUUGCCUCUGGACAGUACACCCGACCCCAAUGCUUAUUAUUGCUGGUGGUAACUGUUUUCGACUUUGACUGCUGGUGGUGGCUAUUCCAUGAGUCAGUGCUCUCUCUCCAAGGUCUGGCUCAGCCACCUUGAAGGAAUGGCUCAUAGUCUGGCCUUUGCUUAUCCAACCCUUACCUGUGGGCUGAACAGAAGUGUGAGGUGGCCAAUGAAAUGAGUCACCUCUCUUGGAUGUUUGGGUUAACCCUCAGAGAUGGGACAAGUAUCUCAGGCUUCUGGAGGUUACUGUUGUGGCUCUUGUGGUUUGCACCCACCCCCAGUUCCACAGGUCUGGCUUAAGGAAAGGUCCCAUUUCUUGCUUCUGAGCAAGAUUUUGCAGCUUCUAGUUGACAGUUUCAUUGGAGUUUUUCAAAUCAAACAUUGUCUGGACCCUUACUUGGGACCUAUUGAGAAACCCUAGAGAGCAUAGAGGGUGGCUCUUGUCCCAAACAGUACUGUUCCCAGGAUCACAAGGACACGCAAACCCCUUCACCAGAAUAAGGUGGUGAUUCUUGGAGUAUUUUGGGGGAGUUAGUAUCUCAGGAUCCCAUUCACAAGUAAAGUGAAAAGAAGAUGGAUGGUUGUGUUAAGCUUUUGAUUUACCAGUCAAUUAAAAGAUUGAGGGUGUGCAUACAAGUGGUCAGAAAGAGUCUCGUCUGUAGUGUGACUGUGCUCACACUCAGAAUAAGGUGAGGAGCUUGGACAUCAGGAGGGAGCUUGGAGUAGGAGCUGCUUCUUUGUGCCAAAAGGAGCCAGCUGAGGUGGUUUGAUCAAUUACGAUACUUCCUGGGUGGUUUUGGAGGCGUGUCCUAUUCAGAAGAGACCCCGAGGUAGACCCAGAACUCACUGGAGAUAUGUCUCUCAUGGCCUGGGAACGCCUCUGGAUUCAUUAGGAGCUGGAAAGCAUUGCUGGGGAAAUCAAUGUCUGGAAUACUUGAUUUUGCAUAAGAGGUAGAAGAUGGGUGUUUCUUAUUCGUGAAAUUGUCACAUUUUCAGUAAAGACCUCCUUCUCAGCUCUGAUUUGGAUUUUAAAGCACAGGCAUGAGUUUGAUGACACCAGACCUGGGCCAAAUAUGUUUAGCAUGUAGCUGGGAGGAGUUGACAUGUGAGGGCCCAUCAAAGUUCUGUCUGCUUAUGAUUCAUAGAGUAAAAAGACCUCCACAGCUAAUCACGACAGAUGGUUAAAAACGAUGGAGGAAACAUCAAAGCUUCCUCCUGCUGUACAAAAAUAAGGAUGAAAGGUCACAGAAAUGGGCAGCCCCGUUGGACCAGUGGGUUGGAGACGUGGCCCUGACACGCUGCCUCCUACCUGGACUAAAUGAGCACCAGCUGCCACCGUCUGACUCCACUCGACUGUUGAUGUGGACGCUUGUGGUAAAAUUAUCUGUAGCUGCUAGGAUUGGCUUUGCUCUUAGCAUAGUAUUGAGGACGGGGUUAAAAUGUGGGAUCAUUACUGUGAAGUCUGUGGUUGCACAUGAUGCCAUAUGUCCAAGAUGUCAAGGAGCUGUCAUGUCAUCCAGCUCAGUCUGUGACAAACUCAAACAGCACAACAUUUCAGCCUGUCAGAAGAGGAAAAAAAGACUUGUUAGCAUAGCUUAGCACAAACACAUAGGGAAACUGCUAGCCUGAAUCCAUCAGUGGAGAAAAGCAGACAUCUUCAGACAGCUGCUGGCGUGACCUAGCCACAGUUUAAGCUUCACAGUUUGUAUUUAGUACAUUUGUUCAACAGACAGGAGAGCACCAACUGAGGACUAAUCCAUCAUUGAAAAUAGCCUCAAACAAAUGUGCAUUUUUCUUUUGGCUGUCAGAACCAAAGACUUGGAGCUGACAGAUUUAAGGUUUAGGCAUUUCUGUUCUUCCCAGCCUUAGGAGAUCGGGCUCUCAGUCUGCUUGUGCUUUUCCAGCCCUGAUCUAUUAUCUUAAACUGACCUGAAUAGUGAAGUAACCACUGUAAGUGGCUGAAACAAGUCUCUUCUGUUGGAUGUAUGGACUAACCCUUAGAGACAGAACUCAGAAAUCCAGAGAAAGUUGCUCCUUCACAUUGAAAGGGGAGUAUUAAGGUGGUUCCUGGAUAAGACGGAGGAGUAUUUCCUUACCUUGAAGAAAGGUGGAAUCUGACCUGAAAUACCAUCAGUGGGAUGGGCCUCAGUUGGUGACCUGUUGGUUGUCUGAUGGACAAACUGUGACUUGAAGAGAAUCUGUCAGAAGCAAAGGCUUGUACCUGACCAUUGAAGGGUUUGCUGACAAUACCAAAACAAGUCCCAUGAAGCAGCUUUUUUGGUUACUUUUGGUGAAGCUCGGCAUUUUUGCCUUUUAUUUAUUUUUUUUUACUUGCCCUCCACUACGCCUCUGAAUAUAACCAUCAAGGUACACGAAGGAGGAGUUUGGCCCAGGUCUGGAGGACUCCACACACUUAACGAAUGUACUCUGAGUUAAUGUAUAGCUCACAGUGAAGAGAUGCUGCGCUUCAAGUCCUGACUUUUUGGGCUUCAGCUGGCGCUCCUUCACACAGAAACGGGUGGAGAUUCUCCAAUCACACGUGAAUGACGUUACGUCAGCGCUUUCAUCCAAAGUGACUUAACAGUGCCGUGAAUGCGUACAGUCCAUUUGCAGUAUACCUAAACGACUCAUGACGGCUUGUUCAACAGAAUCAUUCCUCGAUCUGUUUACAUUUUUGCACUCAUAUAAUGAUUAGAAUGUAAAUGUAAAAGGCAGUAUUUGGUGUAAACUGUAUCUUUGCUGUCGUCGGUUUAGGUUUUGUUGAUGGUGUUAAUAAAUAUUUUAUAUACACAGCUGUUACAUGUCAUUAAGUGGAGGUAGUGGUCCUACAGUACUAUAACUUGCAGGACGUUUAUGUGAGUUGCAGACAGAAAUCGUUUUAUGUUUAACAGGGUGUCUGCAGGUUCUGGAAACGUUUCAAUAAUUUCCUAAAUUAAGUCAUGCAAAUUUGUUUUAAAAAUAUGUAUUAAUGGAACUUAUAUUACCCUGCUGCUGCUGAGACGCCACAGCAUUAACCAGCUAUUAUUCCAUCGUCUUUGCUUCCAGUUAGUUGGUGUGAAUUUGACUUUUGAUUGACCUUGUCAGAUCUCUGAGAAUUGAGCUUCCAGGCACCCUUUUCAAACACCAUUUGUUUCAGAUUUACUGGAAUAUUUUUAAAGCCAAUUAUAUGUUUGUGUUUUCAUUGGAAUCAAACUGAAAUGUGAGAAUUCUAGUAGUAAUGUAGAGCAUAUCUUGGAUAUUAAUGUUCUAUGGUCGAAAAUGUUGAGGGUAUUGAUGAAUUUCACCACUUAAAGAAACCUGAUCCAGAUAGAUUUGGAUAAACUGAGUGCUGCUGCUGUUGAAGAAAACCACAUUUCUCGUGGUGACCGUAUCCUCUUCUUGAAUAAUGGCCCUUUUCUGGUCGUGGCUCUGUACACGCCCUCUUUGCAUCACCAGCGGUUCAUCGCUACAAGUUGUUGAAUUUCAUUAAGUUCCCCAUGGUUUUUGGUUACCUUAACACUGCUGGUCUCUUCCUGUGUGGACGCCGGUCAGUCUGCGUUGAUGCUGAUGGACUUUCUUGAGGAUUUGGGGUUUUUAUUCAGACAGCAGCAGAUCUCCUGGAAGUGUGCAGUGCGUCAGGUUUGACUGGUGAGCUGCUUCCUGUUGUGUGUUUGGAAGGUGGUAAAAGAUGCAUGAAGCAGCCCUACUACUACUACUACUAUUACUACUACUACUACAUAUGUAGCUUUGUGUUACUGUGAAAGCAUGCUUCAUAUGUAGCAAAAAAUACCUAUAAAAUACUGUUAUCUUGUACUACUAUGUGUACUUUUGUAGCAGAGCGAGGUCUAUUUUGAUGGUAUUCGAAGGAAGGAGAGUUGCACUAAACCAUCCGAGAGCACUUUGCUUAAAGCUGUUGGAUGUCAUUCAAAGGGAUGAGGAAUGUAAAGGACAAUCAGCAGGGUUCAUGCACAGGUUUGAAAGAGUUUUAUCGCCUCUGCGUUUUACAGUGUUUGGGGAGACGAUGUCUAAGAGGUGGUGCAAGUGUGUAAGAAAAGAAAAAGUAUUAUACCUGAUCUAUUUGUUUGAAUAUGACUCUUCUACCUUUCUUCCAGUUGGUAGAGGUGACGUUAGUUUUUUUUCCUGUUUGUGUAAAACUGUUCUAGCAGCAGUGCUCUGUUUGAUAUUUUCAUUUCUCGACGUUCGUCUGUAGGGAUUUAAUUUGCAGAAGUAAUCUCUAGUUUUGUGCCUUCACUCAAAAACUCUGUAGUCUGUAAAACACUGUGCAAAAAUGCAAUACUGUGAAGAUCUGGAACACUUUGUGUUGAAUCCCGUCGGUCGGUGUGUGUGUGUGUGUGUGUGUGUGUGUGAUAGCCAUCGAAGAUUAAAGAUCAAACAU